CAUCAUCAGUGCUGCGUCUCCGAGAGUUAAAUGGGGUUUACUAUUUCCUGACGUCGUUCCCUAAUUUAUCUUGGUUAUUCAUGAUCUUUAGCGGUCAGUAACCAUCCGCCGCGGUUCUGGCCAUUAUUGCCAGGCGCCAUAUCUCCGCAGGGACCCUUGUGUUGUUUUCUUCUGCUAUUAAUACCAUCUCUUCAGAGCUGCAAAAAUGCCUAGUGCGCCAAAACAACGCAAGAUAGCUAUUGUCGGCAGUCGCUCCGUGGGCAAAUCCUCACUUACGGUUCGGUUUGUUGAACAUCAUUUUGUGGAGAGUUAUUACCCGACGAUUGAGAACACCUUCAGUCAAAUCAUCAAAUACAACGGUCAGGAUUAUGCAACAGAGAUAGUUGAUACAGCCGGUCAAGAUGAGUACAGUAUAUUGAACUCAAAACAUUUCAUCGGGAUUCAUGGAUAUAUUAUUGCCUAUUCCGUGGCGUCCCGCCAAUCUUUUGAUAUGGUAAGGGUCAUCAGGGACAAGAUACUGAAUCAUCUCGGAGCGGACUAUGUUCCCCUGGUCGUUGUGGGGAAUAAGAGUGACCUCAAGCCUGAACAGCGCCAAGUUUCCUUAGACGAAGGCCGACAGUUAGGUGAAGAGUUUCGCUGUGCAUUUACGGAAGCUAGUGCUCGUCUUGAUUUCAACGUUGCGAGAGCUUUCGAGUUGAUGAUUGGGGAAAUUGAAAAAUCCCAGAAUCCAUCUCAACCAACUGGUGGUAACAAAUGUGCUUUAAUGUGA
This is a messenger RNA of Aspergillus nidulans FGSC A4, 769 nucleotides long. RefSeq names its product putative GTPase rhbA (gene rhbA). Gene Ontology annotation, biological process: signal transduction. The record is from RefSeq and is a predicted model, not a curated record. Lineage: Eukaryota; Fungi; Ascomycota; Eurotiomycetes; Eurotiales; Aspergillaceae. The transcript is spliced from 4 exons. Gene Ontology annotation, cellular component: endomembrane system; membrane. Bases 206 to 769 code for a protein of 187 amino acids. Gene Ontology annotation, molecular function: GTP binding; GTPase activity.